This is a messenger RNA of Colletotrichum phormii, 740 nucleotides long. RefSeq names its product signal recognition particle 9 kDa protein-domain-containing protein. Gene Ontology annotation, biological process: SRP-dependent cotranslational protein targeting to membrane. Gene Ontology annotation, molecular function: 7S RNA binding. Lineage: Eukaryota; Fungi; Ascomycota; Sordariomycetes; Glomerellales; Glomerellaceae. Gene Ontology annotation, cellular component: signal recognition particle, endoplasmic reticulum targeting. The record is from RefSeq and is a predicted model, not a curated record. Bases 258 to 740 code for a protein of 160 amino acids. The transcript has 2 exons.
GGCGGAACCCCACCAAAAUUGCAUCCUCCACCAAAGCCAGGCCACCUCCACGACACCAAACGUCACUCCGACCACCACGGCGCGCAUGACACCCUAGCGAAUACUUGUCGAACCGAACUGCUCGAGGGAACCGAACUGCAGUUACUUAGGCAUUCCGUUAUCGUCGACAUCUGUCGCGCGCGCACACACAGACCGAACAACCGCGCAAGGCCGUGGCCUUUUCUCCUCUCACCCACCCCCACCCCCCUCACAUCACAAUGCCGACCUACAAGACCAGCCAGGAAUGGCUGGAGCAAUCGUCCCUGCUCCUCCAAGCCCGUCCGACAACCACUCGCAUCACAACAAAGUACUCCAUCAAAGCAGUCAAACCCCGAAAGACCAAGACCGAUGAUGCCUCCGCCGCAGAAGACGCCCCCAUGACAGACGCCAAACCACCGCGCGGCUCCCUCGUAAUCAAAACCUUUGACCCCGUCAGCGGCGUCACCCUCAAAUACCGCACCACAAAGGCCGCCGAGGUCUCGCGCCUCAUCACCUGCCUCGGCGCCCUGGGCCGCACAAUGGCCACCUCGAAACCGGCGACGCUGGAUGAGCCGAUGGCCGACGCCGCAGGCGCAGCGGGGGAGGACACGCCGGCGGCGGCGGGCGGCGCGGCGACGCCCGUGGAGAAACCUCAGGCUGCUGCUGCUGGGGGUGGUGGUGGAGGUGCUGGUGGAAAGAAGAAGAAGAAGGGCAAGAAAUGA